Aureobasidium musti is the source of this 918-nucleotide messenger RNA. NCBI's taxonomy places the organism in Eukaryota, Fungi, Ascomycota, Dothideomycetes, Dothideales, Saccotheciaceae. The record is from the annotation of a GenBank genome assembly.
AUGAGCGUCACUGUUCUUGCCCCUACCCCUGCCCUUCCCCCAGUCAGAAAGACUUCCAUGUGGGGAAAGAUGUUCGGCAACUACAAGAUGGGCAGUGAGGUUGUACCCAUGGAGGACUCUGGCAUGCUCAGCCCUACCAUGCCUAUCCAGAAGACCAGAAUGGCCUCAGUCUCUACUGGCAUUGAACAGAAGAGCACCAUCUACAACCGCAAGGCAUCAGCCAUCUCCAACACCUCGGCCGCAGCCAAGGACGCUCGCAGCUUCUCUGAAAGCUCACCAUCCAAGAACCGCGCAUUCAGCAUCUCGAGCCGUCGCUCUUCCAAGAACAGCAUCAGAAGCUGGUUCAGAAGCGUCAACCCCGAUACUGACGCUGGUGUACCCGCUGUUCCUGCCAUCGACCGCAAGUUCUCUCAGUUCUCCAUGUUCAGCAGCCACAACCCCGACUCUGAAUCAGUCGGUAGCCUUUCGCCUACUGCUUCUCCCACCACUUCUCGCCGUCCUAGCUACGUUCCUCGCAACGCUGCUUCCAGUUUCCUCCGCACUACCACUCCUCUCAGCGCCGAGGAGAAGGCUGAGGUGUGCCGCAGAGAGAGCGUCGCCGAACAGCUCCCUGUUCCCAACAUUUCCUUCAGAACCAAGUCUGUUUCAUCCCCCAAGGCCAACAAGCCCGCUCCUCUCUUCCUCAGCUCCCCUGCCUCCCACGGUCUGCACAGCAUGGAGGGUGUUUGCGACAUCGACGACUCUUCCAGCCUGAUCUCUCCUCGCGGUGGUACUUUCUCUGUUGCAUCUGCUCCUUCGCCCACCGACACCAUCAUGGAAGACCCAAUCGAGGCCCAGGUCGACUCUGCCAAAGCCAGCCCCGAACUCAAUCCUACUAAGAACGAAACCACAGUGGUCGCUGUCGAAUUGGCAUGCUAA